UCUACUGGAAAAAGCGAUAACAAAUUGCUCGGGCUCAGCGAUGGUAUUUUUGGUUGAACGCGCGUCGGGUUAUCGGGAAAAGCUGCGACAAAGCAUCCUAACCGAAGGUGAAGCGGUAGACACUACUACGGCCUGCCAUGGCACUUUUUCUCCGUUUGAACAUUUGCGGCAGCAGUAUGAUUGCUUGCUCGGUCGACACAUUGGCAACUAAUGAUAGAACUCAACACAGCAAGUGCAAGCAAUAUUUGAAGAUGACGAUAUCCAUAACCUGUUCCCAUAGAGAUCUACAUUCUAUGUACUUCAACAAAGACGUUGAAAGCUCUCCAACCAGAAUGUCCAUGCUGUAUUGUUCUAUAGUUAAUAUUAAAUGUCGAAGGGUUGCAUAUGAUUUUUUCUUUUUGAUCGAUCAAAAGA
This is a messenger RNA of Radiomyces spectabilis, 414 nucleotides long. RefSeq lists its product as uncharacterized. The record is from RefSeq and is a predicted model, not a curated record. Lineage: Eukaryota; Fungi; Mucoromycota; Mucoromycetes; Mucorales; Radiomycetaceae. The transcript has 2 exons. The coding region runs from base 41 to 211 and encodes 56 amino acids.